AUGAAGAGGGGCCACGAAGACGUCUUGUAUAACGCGGUCGGAUCCAACAAACUCGAACCAUCGCUGUCAAAAUUCUGGAGGUUCGUCUUUUCUGUCGCCGGGCUCAACAUGGUCGGCGCGUUUGCGACCAGUUGGGUCAUUUGGAGCACGUUCGUCAUCAACGCACAGACCGACUUCUGUCCCGGCAGCGUCAUCGGCGAAGGCGUCGCUUGGGGCGUCGCCCUCUAG
Molecule: messenger RNA, 228 nt
Organism: Fonsecaea multimorphosa CBS 102226
Lineage: Eukaryota; Fungi; Ascomycota; Eurotiomycetes; Chaetothyriales; Herpotrichiellaceae
Exons: 2
Coding region: 1-228 (75 amino acids)
Source: RefSeq, a predicted model, not a curated record